Messenger RNA from Glycine soja, 1140 nucleotides. RefSeq names its product protein ULTRAPETALA 2-like. Bases 216 to 1019 code for a protein of 267 amino acids. The transcript has 5 exons. Gene Ontology annotation, cellular component: cytosol; nucleus. NCBI's taxonomy places the organism in Eukaryota, Viridiplantae, Streptophyta, Magnoliopsida, Fabales, Fabaceae. The record is from RefSeq and is a predicted model, not a curated record.
CAGUCCAUACCCUAAAUCCCUAAAACAAAUGGCUGAAGAGAAAUCCGGUAUGCCUACACUCAAUUUUCACGCAAUUCAUUAGUCAUGAACAUAGGGUUCCAAUUUCUUUCUACAUUUUGUUAAUUUUGGAAGAGAUGUAAAAUUAAAUUAAGGGUUUCCUUUCACCUUAUGAUUACAUUACAAGGGAUCCACCUCAACGGAAGAGAAAUCAAAGAAUGGAGAUAAAGAAAGAAUUCAACAAUUUUACUCAAGGAGAAAAUUGCCGACGAGAACUCAACGGGAACAAUGGAGGGUCAUCAAAACGAAGAAAACAGUUUAGGGUUGGAGAUGAUGGUAAGAUAUUGUUUGACGAAGAAGAGCUCAAAAUGAUCCUCGGUUUCAACAGAGGUGAAGACUAUAUUGAGGUUCUUUGUGGCACUACAAACAAAGUAUAUGGAGAUUAUGUUGGGAGGCUAAAAAUCAAUAACAAUGGUGAAUAUUUUAUCACUUGUGAGUGCUGCCCUGGGUGUCCCUUGGUGAAUGUGACUCCAGAAGCGUUUGAGAAGCAUGCUUUGAAAGAAGGGACUGGAAGGUGGAAGAGCAACAUCUGGGUUCAUUGUGAAGAUGAAGAUAGAGUUCCACUCUGGAAGACACCUCUGACGAAAUAUUACACACACCAGGCAAAUGUGGCUAACUGGAAAGACACUGCAAUGAGGAAACGAAACUUUCACAGGGAUGAGUUCCUACAUUGCACGAGUUGCAGGAAGGAGUGCAGGUUCCGUCUCAAGAGCAGACCAGAUAUUAAGAACUACCAUGAAGCUUUGAACAACAAAUCCUGGACUUGUUCUCUUUGGCCUUACCAUAAAAUAACCUGCGAUGAUGAUGAAGAGAGACCAAGUCUGAGAGCAAGCAGGGGCUGUUCUCGUUCAUCAACUUGCCAAGGCUGCUCAACUUGUUACUGCGAAGGGUGCAUCAAGUGCCGCUUUGAGGAUUGCAAUCGCCAAGAAUGCAGAGACUUUAUGCUUUAUGCUGAACCUUAAUUAGACUGACUUGGCACUUCCAUGGAAACAUAAAAAUCUGUAUGAUGUUGCAGAGAAACUUUGAACCUCUUUAUUACUGUUUUGAGAAACUAUCUUUUUCUGAGUCUUUCAUUUGAUCUAA